This is a messenger RNA of Labrus bergylta (ballan wrasse), 618 nucleotides long. Lineage: Eukaryota; Metazoa; Chordata; Actinopteri; Labriformes; Labridae. The record is from RefSeq and is a predicted model, not a curated record.
GUGAAGAGUGGACCUGUGCAGGCUGACUCUGAGCAUGCCCAGUCAGGCCGACCUGCAGUGGGCCAUGUUCCCCUCCCCUUACCUGAGUGCUGUGGUCCAGACGCCUCAGCUGGGUCUGUAGUUGUCCGACUGUCGGCACGGCAACGAGACGGGACGCUGGGACAGGUCCAGUACUUCCGUCUGGACGGUGGGGAGGAGUGCUUCGAGGUGGACCGCCGCUCAGGUGAGAUCAGGACAACGGGACGACCUCUGACGCCCAGUAAGGAGUACCUGCUGCAGGUGCAGGCGGUGGACGGGCGAGGUCGUAAAGGCUCGCCGGCUGCGGUUUCCAUCCUGGCCGGUUAUCGUCCGCCUCAGUUUACCAACUCCACCUACACCCUGAACGUACCGGAGAACACCGCUGUGGGACAACCUGUCGCCGAGGUCUAUGCCGUCUCCUUCCAGAAGAAGAGUCUGUCCUACAUGCUGCUGGUGAACCCCGGGAAUCUGUUCAGCAUCAACCAGGAGAGCGGAGCGCUCAGCCUCACCAGGACCGUCGACUACGAGAGCGGACACAACCUCCACACGCUGCAGGUCCGCGCCUCCGAGCCCGACACCGGCCUCAGCGGCGUGGCAGAG